Messenger RNA from Lasiosphaeria miniovina, 1044 nucleotides. RefSeq lists its product as uncharacterized. Lineage: Eukaryota; Fungi; Ascomycota; Sordariomycetes; Sordariales; Lasiosphaeriaceae. The record is from RefSeq and is a predicted model, not a curated record. Bases 172 to 1044 code for a protein of 290 amino acids. The transcript is spliced from 2 exons.
GCGCAGACAUGAGGGGGGAUUCCAGGUGCUUUUGAGUUCGCGUAACGCUCUAGCCAAAGUCUGUCCGCGAUUCGUCCGCCACUCCUCCAAGUCAAGCCCGGGCAUCGGGAACGUCAUGGUUCUUCUCUGCCGACAGAGCCUUGCAACCAUGAGCGUCUCUUGUCCGUCAUAAUGGUCCUCAAAAAAUCAACGGCCGCGCUCUGCUCCCACGCCGGCGUCUUCUCCUCGUUCCGCCCUUUGCCGUUGACAGCGUCCCCGGUGUCGUCCCAUAACCAUCUCCGCCACGCCCGCCGAUAUGCGUCUGUCCAAGACGAGAGUCAUCGACCAGAUGUGAAGGACGCCGACACCCCGCAUUGGCCGGCCUCUCCCUCUCCCACCCCCUACGAGAUCUUCGCGCAGGCCAGCAAAAGCCCCUACGACAAGGGCCGCUUCUACCAGCUGGUCAUGCUCUACCAUCCCGAUCGACAUUGCCACAGCUCCCACGACGGCAUUCCCUCCGUCACGAAGCUCGAUCGCUACCGGCUUGUCAUUGCAGCCAACGACAUCCUCAGCAACUCCGACAAGCGCCGGCUGUACGACCUCUACGGCACCGGAUGGAAGCAACCGAAAACACAGAAUGACCAAUCUGAGUCCGACGUGCGGAGCACCUGGCGUGAUGUAGACAAGGCGUGGAGACAGAGACCUGGCAAUGCCAGCGCGAAUGCCACAUGGGAGGACUGGGAGCGCUGGUACCAGGAGCGAGAUGGGAAGAAGCAGGAGCCGCGGUUCAUGUCCAACGGCGGCUUCGCGAGCGUCAUCGCCCUCUUCGUACUGGUCGGCACUUGGGGGCAGGCCACACGGGCGGAAAUGAACUCUGCGACUCUGCUGGAAACGCGAGACCAGCGGCACAGCUCCAUCCACCAUGAUUUCCAGCACCACCAGAGCCAGAUUUCGGGCCUGGGCAAGGAGGACAGGGUUGACGCCUUCUUGCGGCAGCGAAACGCCUGGGAAUACGCGUCACCUGGACACUUGCAGCAGGGAAAUGUCAGAUCCCUUCGCCGGUAG